UUCAAGGAAGCUUUCUCCCUCUUUGACCGGGAUGGGGACGGCUGCAUCACCACCAAGGAGCUGGGCACCGUCAUGCGGUCCCUGGGGCAGAACCCCACCGAGGCCGAGCUGCAGGACAUGGUGGGAGAGGUGGACGCCGACGGCAACGGCACCAUCGACUUCCCCGAGUUCCUGUCGCUGAUGGCGAGGAAGAUGAGGGAUACGGACAGAGUGGAUGAGAUGAUCAAGGAGGCCGACUGCAACAACGACGGGCAGGUCAACUACGAGGAGUUUGUGAGGAUGAUGACAGAGAAGUGA
Nestor notabilis (Kea) is the source of this 297-nucleotide messenger RNA. Its product is annotated as calmodulin, striated muscle-like. The annotation marks the transcript as partial. The transcript has 2 exons. Gene Ontology annotation, molecular function: enzyme regulator activity; calcium ion binding. Lineage: Eukaryota; Metazoa; Chordata; Aves; Psittaciformes; Psittacidae. The record is from RefSeq and is a predicted model, not a curated record.